GUAUUAACUUCUCCUUUCCUAACUACCUUGAGUGAUCUAAGAGCCGAUAUUAUAGUAAAAGUUUAUUGAUUAUAUACAAAAAUAAAGAGUAUCUCACACAUAAAAACUCUCUUCUGUACUUUUGAAAAUGGAUUUAUUUGAAAAGAAAGCCAAUAGAGAAUAUAUUGUAGCCAAGUUGGAACGUACUGAAUUGUAUGACCCGUUCAAGUGUAAGACCUCAGAGAAAUGGGAUAAUUUCAUUUCUGAUAUUACACUACGCAAUAUGGAGGUAUGCAAGGAGUUUGUUAGCUAUUAUCGUAUUCGUUCAAUGGAUUUCUCACCAUCUGGUGAGCAACUAAUCACUGGUAACGGCAACAGAAUUGAUUUAUAUAUGACAGCUAAGCCUCGCGCCAUACAUUCAUAUCAGACUAAAAAGCGUGGCUGCAACAUCAUUAAGUACUACAGCUGCGGUGAAAAAGUAGUCCAUACUACAACAAAAUGCGGUCACGACAUUCAACUUUUGAGCUUAGCAACCAGUAAGUAUUUCGCAAUGUAUACUGGUCACCGCAAGCGUGUGCAGUCCAUAUCAACACCACUACUUAAUGAUGCUCUGUUGUUGUCGGGAUCAAAGGAUUCCACUGUUCGCUUCUGGGAUAUACGCUGUCAGUAUGCGUAUGGCCGUAUCGAUAUGCCGGGACCAGUGAUGUGUAUGUAUCAUCCUUCUGGCUUAUAUUUGGCGACUGCUGUAGAUGAUUGCAUUCAGGUAUAUGACUCACGUUAUGUAUUCAAGGGUCCAUUAUAUCGCUAUAUGCCCAACCCAACCAUGCAUAAUUUGAGCGGCCUAAAGUAUUCUUACGAUGGCAGAAAACUUUUAGUUACUUAUAACAACGCCUUGCAUUUGUUCGAUUCUGACAAUUUGUUACCUAUAAAGCAGAUGACCGGAUUUUGCCGUGGAGAAUAUGUGAAAAUUCAAGCUAGCUUCACACCGGAUUCCAAUUUCGUUGUUACUGGUGGAACCGGUGGUUCAAUACACGCUUACUCUACUGAUUGUGACAACACUAUUAUUAAUCUUGAAACCAUUACUCCAAACGCAAUCGAGUCUGUUUUAUUCAAUCCAUUCUAUUUAAUGAUGGUAUCGGCCUCUGGGACUUUACGUUUUUGGAUGCCCAGUUGCAAGUAGAUAACAAAAAAAUUUCAUAUCUUAUAUUAAAUAUCAAAAAAAU
This is a messenger RNA of Teleopsis dalmanni, 1202 nucleotides long. RefSeq names its product WD repeat-containing protein 82-like. The transcript is spliced from 3 exons. Gene Ontology annotation, molecular function: protein binding; chromatin binding. Lineage: Eukaryota; Metazoa; Arthropoda; Insecta; Diptera; Diopsidae. The coding region runs from base 128 to 1159 and encodes 343 amino acids. The record is from RefSeq and is a predicted model, not a curated record. Gene Ontology annotation, cellular component: Set1C/COMPASS complex.